Molecule: messenger RNA, 708 nt
Organism: Trichoderma virens Gv29-8
Lineage: Eukaryota; Fungi; Ascomycota; Sordariomycetes; Hypocreales; Hypocreaceae
Exons: 3
Coding region: 1-708 (235 amino acids)
Source: RefSeq, a predicted model, not a curated record
AUGUCAUCCAAAGUAGUCCUCAUCUUUGGCUAUGGACCUAGGAUUGGUGUUGCUGUAGCUCGCGCAUUUGCUAGCAGCGGCUACAAGGUGGCAGUUGUCUGUCGUUCAAAUAAACUGGAUGAUACCGCCGCCGAUUAUCUUUCAAUCAGAGCGGAUUUAUCAGAUGCGUACAAUGUCGAAGGUGUAUUCACCGAAGUUAAAGAAAAGCUGGGAAUUCCGAGUGUUGUCAUAUAUAAUGCUUUCAUCCUUUCCACCCAGGGAUUUGAUCAGCCCUUAUCAAGCAUAAUUACAGAUGCGCAUAUUAAUACCUUUUCCGCCUAUGCCGCCGCCCAAUUGGCUGUCAAGGGAUUUGCGGAAUUGCCGUCGGAUGCGUCUAAGACCUUCAUUUAUACUGGUAACAAGCUACAUAUUAUGACUUUAGAGCCUCUGAUUUCGUUUGGCAUGGGAAAGGCAGCGGCCGCUCAUAUGAUUCAUUAUUUAUCAGAGGUGUACAGGACCUCUGGAUAUAAAUUCUAUCACGUAGAUGAGCGUGAAUCGAAUGGAGAGCCCGCAUAUGGGAAGUUAGAUCCCGAGGCUCAUGCCAACUACUAUGUUAAAUUGUCUGAAGAAAAAGACCAGGGGCCCUGGAAUUCGACCUUUGUUAAGGAAAAGGGGUAUGUCAAGUUCGAUGAGACCCCAAUGCACGGAGGUCGUUUUCCCGGGCCGUGA